Molecule: messenger RNA, 1213 nt
Organism: Spinacia oleracea (spinach)
Lineage: Eukaryota; Viridiplantae; Streptophyta; Magnoliopsida; Caryophyllales; Amaranthaceae
Exons: 2
Coding region: 125-901 (258 amino acids)
Cellular component (GO): chloroplast
Source: RefSeq, a predicted model, not a curated record
CGUGACAUGGACUUUACCCAAAUGGCUAUAUUUGGAGCAUAAAAAAGAUAACAUAGAUACGGCUACUCUAACGAGAGGUGGGAAAUAGUCGAUCUCCCGGACACUUCAUUCAACAACAAAAAAAAUGGUUGCAAUAAAGAUAAUCCAAACCCCAUUCAAUAACACCAGCAAUCUCCUGCAUCCGACCUUUCAUACAAGGACCUUAUGGAAGCUCUGCUCUCUCCCUCUCUGCCGGUCCGUACCCAAAGACUCGAGUUCGGAGGGUUCGCCGCCACAAGGGGACCCGAAAAAACAAGAAUUACUGGCCAGAAUAGCAAUGCUUCAAACUCAAAAGUACAGACUCACUGACUUCUUGGAUGAACGAUCAGCUUAUCUUACUCAAUUUGCAGAAGAAGCCAAUGCUGAAAUGGAUGCCAUAGGUGAAAGUGCGCUAAAAGAUCUCGAUGAAGCCAGUGCUCGGAUAAUGGAGAACAUUGAAAGCAAGAUGCAAGCCUUUGAAGAAUCAUCAGAGAUAAGCAAGGAGGAGAUUGCUAUGAGGGAAAAGGAGUUGGCAGAUUUUGAAGGUGAUAUAGUCAAGGGUCGAAAUGAAGGAUUGUUCUUUCAGAGCCUGCAGGAAAAGACACCAGUUGAUAAAGCAAAGGCCAAGGAGGAAGCAAAGAAAAUUAGUGAUAUUACUAAAGAUAGCGCUGCGUCCAAAGUCAGGAGAAACAUAUACCUUGCAUUGAUUGGUCUCAUGUCUAUCGGUAUUGCUGAUUCGUAUAUUGCUUCCCCACCAGACUGGAAGAAAAUAGCUGUUCUUGGUGCAGUUUUUGUUGGAUUGCUCAGCCAAUUCUUCUAUGAGCAAAAUUUGUCAAUUGGAAGUGAGAAGCAUGAAAAGGAGGACAAAGAUGAAAAAAGGUGAAUUCAAUUAUGUGAUCUUUUCUUCAGCAACUCAAAAACAACAAAUAUUGUAUGAAAAAAAAAUGUAUACCUAGUGAGUAUAGCAAGAUAUUAUAGACCCUAGUAUUGCUCAUCCCUUAGGUUUUGUGCAUCAUGCUAGUUUGCUUUUGAUAGCUGCGUAUAAGCAUUAACCUGAAAGUUGUGGUGCUAAUUUUUCUGACACAAUCAAAACCCAUCACAACAGGCAUAAUCAAUGCUUCUGGAUGUACAAAUACGUUGUGAAUUUUAUACAAGUAUAACAUAUGAAUGAAAUACAAAUGUUUUUGCUUUCAAA